Molecule: messenger RNA, 2085 nt
Organism: Solanum pennellii
Lineage: Eukaryota; Viridiplantae; Streptophyta; Magnoliopsida; Solanales; Solanaceae
Exons: 5
Coding region: 1-2085 (694 amino acids)
Molecular function (GO): zinc ion binding
Source: RefSeq, a predicted model, not a curated record
AUGGGAAGCAUUAGUUUAUUGGUCAUGCAUUCUGGGAGGUGGAACAAUGAAAAUUGCUAUGUUGAUUACAGUACCGAAGCAAUUGUGUUAAAAGAGUAUGCGACAUUUAGAGAACUAAUGGAUCUUGUAUCAAAGCAAAUUUGUGUUGACUUGAGCUUCAACAUUGUGAAACUUAAAUAUAAGAUAGAGGGUAGUACUGCACCUCUGGAAAUACACAACGACAUGGGCGUGAGAGUGUAUGUGUCGUUGAAAAAAGAUAACAAAGAAUUGUCAAAGUAUCCUAUAUGUGUAUCCGUAUUUGUGAAUGACUGUCAAUUAGCUGAUAGAAAUAUGUUUGAAGAUGGAUUCGAAAUGUGUGGGCCUGGUGGAAUAGAUAUAGUUGAUACAGAAUCAUUAGUGCUUAGUGUGCCGAACAAUAGCGAUAACGUGAAUUGCGACAUUAUUACAAACGUCAAACAUAAGGUAGUGUUGGAAGAUCAAGUUUAUAAGGACAAGGGAACUUUAAAGGCUGUGAUGACGCAAUACGCUAUUGAUCAUAGAUUCCAAUGGAAAACGGACAGAUCGAGUCAAACAUGUUAUACACUUGUUUGUGUCUCUGAUAAUUGUGGGUGGGUGUUGAAGUCGUCAAGUAUCAAUAAAUCUGGAAUGUUCAGAAUUAGAAAAUUCGUAGAUGAUCACACGUGUCCAUUGAAAGAUAAGGUUUAUGAACAACGUCAAGCAACAAGCAGUCUUAUUGGAGGUAUGAUACAACCCAAGUUAGUUGAUCAUAAAAGGAAGUUGACGCCGAAGGAUAUACAACAAGAUGUCAGCUUAGCUCUUGGAGUAAAUGUAUCAUACUCAGUGGCGUGGAAUGCUAAAGAAAAGGCUUUAGUUUCUUUAAGGGGUACCCCAUCUGGUUCUUAUGGUAAACUUGCGAGCUACUUAUACGUAUUGGACGCUACCUACCCUGGAUCUCAUAUAAGGAUGAAGAAAACCGAUGAAAAUCAAUUUCUUUAUCUUUUUAUUUCGCUCUUCCCGUUCAUAAAAGGUUUUGAGUUUUGUAAACCAAUUGUCGUAGUUGAUGGCAGCCACCUCAGGGGUACUUACAAUGGAGUAUUUGUUUCUGCAAGUACUGUUGAUGGAGCAGCAAAUAUAUUGCCGCUAGCAUAUGGAAUUAUUGAUUCUGAAAAUGAUGCAUCCUGGACUUGGUUUUUUGAACAGUUUAGAGAAGCGCAUGGCGUUAAAUAUAACAUGUGCGUUGUGUCUGAUCGAAACGAAAGUAUUAUAAAGGCGGUUUCGAGGGUAUUUGAUGGAGUUCCUCAUUAUGCCUGUAUUUGGCAUUUGUGGAAAAAUUUGAAAACACUAUUUAAAAGGUCGCACAACCGUCUGUCGGAAGUUUUUUAUGGGAUGGCAAAGGCAUACAAACAAUCUGAAUUUGAUGAACUGAUGGAAAAGGUUGAACAAGUUGAUGUUCGUGUAAAAAAUUACUUGGAAUCAGCAGCAAGGGAAUUACCGGUAUACGAUUUUCUUGAGGAAGUAAGACAGAUGUUUGCAAGAUGGAAUUUGAAAAAUCAUACGUCUGCUUCGCAUACAUUCACCACACUUUGUGGUAGACCACAAGAGAUGCUUGUUGCUAAUGAAGAAGCAUCAUUACGUAUGAAGGUUGUGCAGUCAAAUAACUAUGUGUUUAGUGUUCAUCACGAAGGUAGAACCAACAUUGUUUGUUUGGAAAAUAAAACGUGUACUUGCAAGAGGUUUCAAAUAGAUGAAAUACCAUGUUCGCAUGCUUGGGCUGUUUUAAAGAAGAAACAUUUUGAUGUUGGGCCUUAUUGUUCCGACGUGUACAAGCCAAGUAACUUGUUGAAUACAUAUAGCAUUUCAAUUCGUCCGUUACCUGAUCAAAACGAGUGGAAUGUACCUGGAUAUAUUAAGGACCAGAUAGUGCAGCCUCCAAAUCACAAAAAGCUCCCUGGAAGGCCAUCCAAAAAGUAUCGUGACAAGACGUAUAGCGAGCUAUAUGGUAAGAAGAGAAAGAAUUCUUGCAGUACGUGUGGGUUUAAAGGGCACAAUAGGCGUUCAUGUAGGAAUGGACCGCGUAUUGUAUAG